Molecule: messenger RNA, 2655 nt
Organism: Ectocarpus sp. CCAP 1310/34
Lineage: Eukaryota; Phaeophyceae; Ectocarpales; Ectocarpaceae
Source: the annotation of a GenBank genome assembly
AUGGCAGUUGGGGCGAUUUCGAACGUUGGGUUCUUCGACGUCAGCGACAAGCACGUGGCGCAAGCAAUUUCACAGGAGACGCUGUUCAUCCACGGCAGCUCUCACAGCGGCGGUAGCGCCGAGGUCUCCACCCCCAACAAAGCGAGUGCGUCGGAUCCCAACACCCUUUCCUGUACCGGUGCUUGUGGCUCAGAGCAUUCCGGAAAGGUUGGGACGGGCGCGUCGACCUUUUGCGACGAAAGCUGUUCUACUGGUUGGUCACCGGCAGGACCUCGUUUGGGGGGGCAUAAUUGCGGCGCGGGUGACCCAUCGCAGUACGGAAGCAACUGCCGGUUGUGCUACACGAACGAGGACGAAGCCUUGGCCGCAGACCGCACUCUGGCGUCGUUGUCGACGGAUCCCUCUACGCCCGAUGCGCAUGUCGUCAUGUGUGACACGACGCAGCCGCCCCAGGCUUCGAGAUGCACAACCGCUUGCCAGGACAUGACCGACACGGUGUGCGAUUAUCGUUGCGGAAGUGGGUGGUAUGGAGACUUCAACUGCAACUGGAGGGGCCUUGGCAGCACGUGCCGUCUAUGCUUCCACGAAACGUCAGUGGCUCUUCUCGCAGACGAGGUUGCCAAGGCUCACGGCGGCAGGGUUGUUAUGUGCAACACGCAUGAGCCCCCACUACCGAUCGGAUCGCACACGAAGGCCACGGUGGAGAACACCGGGAAGAGAAGUGCCGAUACCAGUGACGGCUUGCCCUCGGCGGUCUCCUCCCGGGAGAGCAAAAGAAAGCUUCUUGCCGCAGCCGACGAGAGUAAUAAUCCAGCCGCAAUAGCAUACAUCGGCACCACCACUCGUGGUCAUAUCUGCGCCUUUAUGCGCGGGUAUGUCGAGCUUCUGCCGGAAACGAAGGUCUCCGUGUCGAGCGUUCUGGAACUCAUGCCGGGAAUGAGGGUCGCGAUAGCAACAGAUGCAACGAGUUUCCAAGAAUUCGAUAGGGCGUUUGCACACCUUCCUGGCGUCACCAUCGGACUUUCGAAGAGCGUGUCGUAUGGUGCUUUGAUCGCGGAUGAAGUUUGUGGCGAGGGGACACGCUUGAUCUACUACAUCGAGGCUGGUCAGGUGGUCAGUCGCACCUUUACAGCAAAGGACACGCACACGGUUCUGGGGGAUCUCAUAGUUUCCCUUGCCAACGCAGAUGAAGUCCCCCCAGUAUUCGCACGGCGUGCGCUGGGCAGCACCGUUCUUUUAGGGGUUACCACACCGACGUUUACCCAUGGAAGCGAUCUCAUCCUCCCGGCGGAAACAAAUGCACAGCUCCGAGUCAUGUUGGGCGCCAAUCAGAGGCUGGUCGCACCGACGAACGCUGAGGACGGCGACACCGGGCGACAAACGGAAAGGGUGUACGAAUACCUGGCUGACGUGGCGAAAGCGCACCGAGGCUCCGCCGAAAUCUACAUUCCUGAGGUGCUUGCUGCCUUAGCCUAUUCCCUUAGCCCACGUGGUGUGACCUUUGUCAACAUUCGUGAAUGGAGCCAUGAACACCUUUUCUUGGAGGAUUCUAUUUGGGAUAUCCCGAUGGUGAAGCCUCGGUUUGGCUGUUCCUUCGAUACGUCUUUAACUCGGGACGGGUACGACGUGGGAGGAAUGAUCGCCAAAGAGCUGGAAGGGUUCAAACUGGGGGCAUCGUGUGAGCGCGGCUUUAAGCCAGUUGACAGAUCGAAGUUGGACCUCAAGGCUGACAAGGAAGUUGGUGACCAAGGGGCAGAGCAGAGAACGCCGACGCUGCAGGACUACCACAUCGCGGUUAUGUAUCGAACGUGCGCCCGAGAUGCCAAGCUGUUCAGCAUGUCCAUCGCCACCGUAAUCGAGCACUUGUCGGGUGCCUUUGAAGUGGUUGUCGUUGUCGUUGAAGCCGACGUCGCUAUUUUCGAGAACAUUGUCCGACCGUUGCGGACUGCGGUACCCUUUCCCAUUCGUGUCAUCGGGGAGCCCGAGCUGAUGGACGGCAACGUUCAGCAGGCGUAUUCGAAGCUACGGGCUGACUUGUACACGGAAGGAGAAUACGUUUUGCACCUGGAUUCAGACGCAGUCGUCUUCGAGGACGUAACACCCGCGCACGUGUUUGAUGAUGGCGUGCCCGUCCAGCCGUUCCGUCGAUACCCGGAAGAAGAGACGUUGGAAGGGUGGGCGACGACAUUAUGCUGGCAGAAUGGCACGUCUUUCGCGGUCGGGGAGGAUGUCGCCCACGACUUCAGCAACUUCAACGCCCACGUAUACCCGGCUGCUCGAGAGUUCAUCGAGCAGCACCACGGGAUGCCGUUCGUCGACUUCCUGGCUACCCGACGCGGGUCUUGUAUGCAUCCUAACACCAUGGCCAAAUGGACAGCAAACGAGAGAGCUAUGAUGUUUUCUAGCUUUCAUUUUAUCGGAGCAUACUUGUGGUACCACAUGCCCAAUGCUGUUCACUGGCUGAUUAUGGAUUAUGUUGGCACGCAGCCGGGUCUUGGCAAGUUCGAAUGGGUCUGCCAGGCGAAUCGGCGGUAUGCCCCAGCAGAUCCAGCCGGACUGGAACAGUACGAAGCAGACUACCGGAAAGUCACGAGCAUCGAUGAGUGCAAUGCAGUGACUAGCCAGUGGCAACGAGUGCACAUGAGCGCCUCUUAG